Molecule: messenger RNA, 597 nt
Organism: Histoplasma capsulatum G186AR
Lineage: Eukaryota; Fungi; Ascomycota; Eurotiomycetes; Onygenales; Ajellomycetaceae
Exons: 3
Coding region: 1-597 (198 amino acids)
Biological process (GO): positive regulation of MAPK cascade; positive regulation of TOR signaling; cholesterol homeostasis
Cellular component (GO): Ragulator complex; late endosome membrane; membrane raft
Source: RefSeq, a predicted model, not a curated record
AUGGGCAUUUGCGCUUCUUGCCUGGGUCGGAGCGCCCGGGAUAGUCAUGAUUCUGAAUCAUCGCGACUUCUUGACGAUGACCUGUACCAGUCAGGCUAUGGAUAUGGGGCUGUUGGGUCAGUUCAUCGCCAGGGUCCCGAUCCCGAAUACUUGAAACGGGAGAGGGAAGUUUUAGAGGCAAUAUGCCAGCGAACAUCAGAUUCUGUAAUUGAUAUCUGGGCUAUACAAAGCUCCCAGCUGCCCGGACAUACCUCUUCCUCCAUAAAUACAACAACCGCAUCUUCAUCGCGAGCACCGAGCCACGAGAUUGCCACAUCGGCAACAACGGAAGAGCCACAGUCUCCGACACAAGAGCAGAAAACAGAGAGCCAGGUAGAUAGCAUUAGACGGGCCGCAUCACCAGCUCCAGGAGAGUUUGGGAGAUUGCGCUACGCGACACUGCCCCCUUCCAGGAACACCAAUGUCUCAACCCUGCCAAAGCAAUGGGGAGAAGUUGUUAUGACGACGAGGAGGGGUAAAAAAACCAGGUCUGGUUUAGAUACUCAGAACGGAAAACAUGAAUUCAAGGAUAUAUUUGCUCCUUUAGUCGUUGAUUGA